Molecule: messenger RNA, 2668 nt
Organism: Haliotis rufescens (red abalone)
Lineage: Eukaryota; Metazoa; Mollusca; Gastropoda; Lepetellida; Haliotidae
Exons: 8
Coding region: 45-1106 (353 amino acids)
Source: RefSeq, a predicted model, not a curated record
GGUGGUAUGUUACAUGAUAACCACUUCCUCCUUGCGCGAGUGAUAUGACAAUAAUAAAUUCUCAACACAACGCAAGGUGUACAACUAACACAAUGUUGGGUGGUUUAGUCUUCAUGGCGUACGUGUCAGGCAUUAUGGCAGAUACGGCAAUGGCACAAUAUGGAACUGAAAACAAUACUCUGAAGCUUACAAGUGUCCCAUCAACAGCAACAGAAGGAGAGCUCUUCACUAUGAGCUGUACUAGCACCAAAGACAUUGGUGCACAGCCAGUUGCCUGGUUCAAGGACGGUGACAUUACCUUUAGCACAACACACAACGCGUCCACUAACAACACAAUCACCUUCUUACCAGAAGGUAUUGGUGUAUAUUGCGAUGCCUUCCAACACAACAUAACCUUCAAGAUUAACUCCACCAUGUACAAUGGAUCUGUUUGGACGUGUGCAUAUGAACACUUAAGUAACAGUCUUACAAUCGAUGUUGAAACACCUCCGGAGAAAAGUGUUGUACCAGAACCCAUCACCUCUGGGUCUACUACGCUGUCAACUCGAACGAUGAAACAUUCAAUUCAAUAUCCCUUAACAGACGACACGCAUAUCACCACGAUGUCUCAUACAACUCACAACCACAGUUCGGCAGUAAAACAAAUUGUGGGUGAAGGUUCGACUACAAGAAAACCAUUCAUGGACAUAACAGGAACUACUACACCCCUAGCUGGUGUAAAACAUGAUAUGCCAGCCUCCCAAACGGACGCCUACACCAUAGCCGGCUCUGUAAUCGGUGCUUUCAUUGCGAUCGCUGUGGUCGUUGUCGUCGUGCUGUGCGUCAGAAGAAAAACUAUAGACGCAGCAAAAGUUAUGGAAGACAAUUUCGUAUAUUCGAUGUCCUCUGAGGCGGUGCCGAGAGCUCCCAGUGCUCCAAACAGUGGAAAUGGGAUGGAGAGGGCAAUUAUGGUGGAUAAUUUAGUGUAUGAAGGUCCCCCUCGGUUUGCACUGGAUGCUACUAAGACUGAAGUCACAGAGAAAGACACAAAUGCAUACACGGGCUUGUCGUGCUAUGAAGAUGUGGACAAUGUAUACUACUCAGCAGCAACGUCAGAACGUUUGUAACACUACUACUUACUGACAACGUCAACGCCAGAACCUCGGUAACACUACUAUCCACACUGACAACGUCAACGCCAGAACGUCGGUAACACUACUAUCCACAUCGACAUGGUCUACGCUAGAACUUCGGUCACACUACUAUCCACACUCACAACGUCAACGCCAGAACCUCGGUAACACUACUAUCCACACUGAAAACGUCAGCGCCAGAACCUCGGUAACACUACUGUCCACAUUGACAACGUCAACGCCAGAACCUCGGUAACACUACUAUCCACACCGACAACGUCAACGCCAGAAUUUCGGUAACACUACUAUCCACACCGACAACGUCAACGCCAGAACUUCGGUCACACUACUAUCCACACCGACAACGUCAACGCCAGAACUUCGGUAACACUACUAUCCACAUCGAUAUGGUCAACGCCAGAACGUCGGUCACACUACUAUCCACACUGACAACGUCUACGCCAGAACCUCGGUAACACUACUAUCCACACCGACAACGUCAACGCCAGAACGUCGGUCACACUACUAUCCACACUGACAACGUCAACGCCAGAACGUCGGUCACACUACUAUCCACACUGACAACGUCAACGCCAGAACUUCGGUCACACUACUAUCCACAUCGACAUGGUCAACGCCAGAACUUCGGUCACACUACUAUCCACACUGACAACGUCUACGCCAGAACCUCGGUAACACUUCUAUCCACACCGACAACGUCAACGCCAGAACUUCGGUCACACGACUAUCCACACUGACACCGUCUACGCCAGAACGUCGGUCACACUACUAUCCACACUGACAACGUCAACGCCAGAACCUCGGUAACACUACUACACACACUGACAACGUCUACGCCAGAACGUCGGUCACACUACUAUCCACACCAACAACGUCAACGCCAGAACUUCGGUCACACUACUAUCCACAUCGACAACGUCAACGCCAGAACUUCGGUCUCACUACUAUCCACACCGACAACGUCUACGCCAGAACGUCGGUAACACAAUCAGACACACUGACAACGUCAACGCCAGAACGUUUGUAACACUACUACACACACUGACAAAGUGAACACCAGAACGUCGAUAAAACUACUAUCCACACCGACAACGUCAACGCCAGAACCUCGGUAACACUACUACACACACUGACAACGUCUACGCCAGAACGUCGGUCACACUACUAUCCACACCAACAACGUCAACGCCAGAACGUCGGUCACACUACUAUCCACACUGACAACGUCAACGCCAGAACUUCGGUCACACUAAUAUCCACACCGACAACUGACAACGGGCCAACGACUACGUCAAUCACAAUGGGUGUAGUUGAUAUAACGUCUGGCGUCAUUGUUACCUUAUGAUUGAUGUGGGAUUUCCAUUUGAGAAGAUUAUAGUCACGAUUAGUCAUCCGACGAAGUUAUCAAACAAGUUAUUGUUGUGCUACAACUCUUGUAAUUGUAAUCGUAAAACAUAUCCUUUUAUCAUUUUGUGCACGGAAUAGUUCUGUAUCCAUAAGUCUGAGGUCGAUAUGAAUAAAAAAAUAAUAACCGA